This is a messenger RNA of Raphanus sativus (radish), 675 nucleotides long. RefSeq names its product allergen Asp f 7 homolog. The record is from RefSeq and is a predicted model, not a curated record. The transcript has a single exon. The coding region runs from base 1 to 675 and encodes 224 amino acids. NCBI's taxonomy places the organism in Eukaryota, Viridiplantae, Streptophyta, Magnoliopsida, Brassicales, Brassicaceae.
AUGGAUCAUCAGAAAAAUAGCGGCGAGUUUCAGAGCAGCCUCUCCAGCACCGGAACAACAGAAGCACCGAUUAUUCCUAUGGAGCCGAAGAAAUCAAAUGAAUCUGCAAAAGAGCUGAGGUUGAAUGUACAUGAAUUGAAAUCUGCCGUCAAAGCCACCACCGUAGACUUUGGCGACUCCGUUCAUGGGGGUACCGUGAGCAGCACCAGCCAAUCGUCUCCUCCUCCUACGGGGACCAACAUCUCCUCCACUCCGACGUCAAACAACAACCCACCGCCUCCUCCUCCUACGGGGACCACCGCCUCCUCCUCCCCCACUCCGACGUCAAACAACAACCCACCGCCUCCUCCUCCUACGGGGACCACCGCCUCCUCCUCCCCCACUCCGACGUCAAACAACAACCCACCGCCUCCUCCUCCUACGGGGACCACCGCCUCCUCCUCCCACUCCGACGUCAAACCACAACCCACCGCCUCCUCCUCCUACGGGGACCACCGCCUCCUCCUCCCCCACUCCGACGUCAAACAACAAUUGAACGCCUCCUCCUCCUACGGGGACCAACGUCUAAAUUACCACAGGCAGCUAAUGGGACAUCGUUGCUCCCCCCCGGACCCAUACUAUGGACAAAUUGACGGAUAUGGCAACGUUGCACAUACUGCAACAAACAAUAACUGA